Otolemur garnettii (small-eared galago) is the source of this 4671-nucleotide messenger RNA. RefSeq names its product RNA polymerase II associated protein 1 (gene RPAP1). Bases 121 to 4299 code for a protein of 1392 amino acids. The transcript is spliced from 25 exons. Lineage: Eukaryota; Metazoa; Chordata; Mammalia; Primates; Galagidae. Gene Ontology annotation, cellular component: nucleus. The record is from RefSeq and is a predicted model, not a curated record. Gene Ontology annotation, biological process: transcription by RNA polymerase II.
ACCCCUGCUGGGCAAGAUGGCGGCGCCCAUGGAGGCCUCAACCAAGGAGGAAUAAAAGGGAAUCCCACACGGAAACAGUGCUGGAAAGAAUCAUACUGGGGAGGCUGCUGACGUGUCAAGAUGCUGUCAAGACCAAAGCCAGGGGAAUCCGAGGUGGACCUGCUGCGCUUCCAGAGUCAAUUUCUUGCAGCUGGUGCAACCCCAGCAGUACGAUUGGUGAAGAAAGGAAAUAGGAGAGGUGAUGAUGCUGACCCAGCACAGGCUUUGCGGCAGGACCAUCGGGAUAUGGUGAUAUUGGACAGUCUCCCAGAUUUGCCCCCAGCUUUGGUCCCGGCUCCCCCAAAGAGAGCCAGGUCCAGCCCUGGCUACCCAUUAUGUGAAGAUGAGGACCCAGAAGAGAGGCUGAACAGGCAUGAUCAGCACAUCACUGCUGUCUUAACUAAGAUAAUUGAACGAGAUACAAGUUCUAUGGCUGUGCAUCUGCCUGUGCCCAGUGGCGUUGCUUUCCCCCCUGUAUUUCAUCGCUCACAGGAGAGACGGGUGGGCAAGGAAAAGUCAGCAACAUCUGCUAAGAGGAGCAUCUUUGCCCAGGAAAUUGCAGCAAGGAGGGUGUCUGAAGCUGGGGAAGUUGUGUCCAACCUGGACCCACCAGGUGGUGCUGUGACGUGUGAGGCACCUGUUCCCAAGGACCAAGCCUUGCUGCUUCCAGACAGCAGCCAUAGCUUCUGUGGCCCCAGUCUGGUCACAGGGAAGGGGCUCAGGGGCCAGGAGGCAGAGCAGGAAGCCCAGACCAUCCAUGAAGAGAAUGUAGCAAGACUGGAGGCCUUGGCUCCUGAGGAGAUCCUGCAGGAACAGCAGCGGUUGCUGACUCAGCUUGACCCCAGCUUGGUUGCCUUCUUGAGAGCUCACAGCCGCACCCGGCAACAAGCAGCAAAGAAGGCCCCUGAGGACGAGAGGCCAGGAGAACCCUUUGCUCAUGUCACCAAAGAGAAGCCCCUCAUGUCAACUUCUGCCCAUGAGCCCAGGAAGGAAGAAAAGCUAGAGCCAGCUACUCCAGCUCUUGCACUGCCUGUGACCCCCCAGAAGGAAUGGGUGCACAUGGACACUAUUGAAAUGGAGAAGCUCAGCUGGACCCAGGAUCUGCCCCCACUCCGGCGGCAACAGACACAGGAGAGGAUGCAGGCACGAUUCAGUUUGCAGGGAGAGCUCCUAGCCCCUGAUGUGGACCUACCCACACACCUGGGCCUGCACCAUCAUGGAGAGGAGGCAGAGAGAGCAGGGUAUUCUCUACAGGAGCUGUUCCACCUGACCCGUAGCCAGGUGUCCCAGCAGAGAGCUCUAGCACUGCAUGUGUUGGCCCAGGUCAUCAGCAGGGCCCAGGCUGGUGAGUUUGGAGACCUGCUGGUGGGUAGUGUCUUGCGUCUCCUUUUGGAUGCUGGCUUCCUCUUCCUGCUGCGCUUCUCCCUGGAUGACAGAGUGGAUGGGGUCGUCGCAGCUGCCAUCCGGGCUCUUCGGGCUCUGCUGGUGGCUCCUGGAGAUGAGGAGCUCCUCGACAACACCUUCUCUUGGUACCAUGGAGCUUUGAUGUUCCCUUUGAUACCCAGCCAGGAGGAUGAGGAGGAUGAGGAUGAGGAUGAAGAACCCCUGGUAGAAAAGACAAAAAGGAAGAGCUCUAAGGAAGGAAGCCGGCCUCCACCUGACCUGGCCCGGCAUGAUGUCAUUAAGGGGCUCCUGGCUACCAACCUGCUGCCUCGGCUGCGUUUUGUGCUGGAGGUAGCCUGCCCAGGACCUGCUGUGGUCCUUGACAUCCUGGCUGUGCUCAUCCGCUUGGUCCGGCAUUCUUUAGAGUCAGCCACAAGGGUCCUGGAGUGCCCUCGGCUGAUAGAGACCGUAGUCAGAGAGUUCUUGCCCACCAGCUGGUCCCCCAUGGGGGUAGGGCCUACUCCCAGUCUACACAAAGUACCCUGUUCUGCUGCCAUGAAACUGCUUCGUGUCCUGGCCUCGGCUGGUAGGAAUAUUGCUGCCCGGCUGUUGAGCAGCUUUGAUCUCCGGAGCCGCCUGUGCCGCUUCGUAGCUGAGGCUCCCCAAGAACUGGCCUUGCCUCCAGAGGAAGCUGAGACCCUGAGCACCGAGGCCCUCCGUCUGUGGGCUGUGGCCGCAUCCUAUGGCCAAGGCAGUGACCUUUACAGGGAGCUCUACCCAAUGCUGAUGCGAGCCUUGCAGGCCGUACCACAGGAGCUCAGCAUAUACCCACCACCGCAGCCCCUGUCCAUGCAGCGGAUAGCCUCAUUGCUCACUCUCCUCACCCAGCUGACCCUAGCAGCUGGCAGCAACCCCCCUGAAUCUAUUAGUGAUUCUGCUGAGACCAGCCUGUCUGCCACCCAUUCCUUGAUCACUUGGACACAGGUAUCUGGGCUUCAGCCUCUUGUGGAGCCAUGUCUAAGGCAGACCUUGAAGUUGCUACCCAGACCUGAGGUGUGGAGUGCCUUGAGCCCAGUGCCCACUGCCUGCCUGUUGUUCCUGAGUGCCUACUACCAGGUCUGGAGCCAACAACCAAGCUCAUGCCCAGAAGAUUGGCUUGAGGACACAGAGCGCCUGUCGGAGGAGCUAUUGCUGCCACUGCUGAGGCAGCCCACUCUGGACAGCCUGUGGGAGUCUCUUAGGCACUGCUCCCCUUUCUGCAACCCGCUGACCUGUGCUCCAGCCCCUGAAGCUCCCCCUAGCCUCGUGUCACUGGGUUGUGCAGGAGGCUGCCCCCCUCUCAGUCUGGCUGGCCCAGCUUCACCCUUCCCAUUCCUCACCGCCCUCCUCUCACUUUGCAACACGCUGGCCCGGAUCCACAAGGGGCUAUGUGGCCAGCUGGCAGCCAUAUUGGCUGCGCCUGGACUCCAGAACUACUUCCUCCAAUGUGUGACUCCUGGGGCUGCCCCACACCUCACACCCUUCUCUGCGUGGGCCCUGCGCCAUGAAUAUCACCUGCAGUACCUGGUCCUCUCCCUGGCCCAGAAAGUGGCAAUAGUCCAGCCACUACCUGCCACCAGUGCUGCCCUCCAUCACAGUGUGGCUUUAGCCCUAUUGAGCCGGCUGCUGCCUGGAAGCGAGUACCUCGCCUAUGAGCUGCUGAUGAGCUAUGUCUUCCGGCUGGAGUUCCUCCCAGAAAGAGCAUCAGGGGGUCCAGAGGCAGCCGACUUCUCUGACCGACUCUCCUUAGGGAGCAGCAGGGACCCUUGGAAUGGACGAGGAGCUCUACUAGCUCAGGCCUGCCAGGACCUCUCCAGUAUCCGCAGCUGCUACUUGAGUCACUGCUCACCAGCCCGAGCCAGCCUGUUGGCCUCCCAGGCCGUGUACCGAGGAGAGCUACAGCAAGUCCCAACCCUGCUGUUGGCAGUGCCUAAGGAGCCACUGCUGCCCACUGACUGGCCCUUCCUACCAUUGAUUCAGCUCUACCAUCGGGCUUCAGACACCAACUUGGGGUUCCCUCCCACUGACACUGUGGGCAUAGCUAUGCGGGUCUUGCAGUGGUUGCUAAUUCUGGAGAGCUGGCGCCCCCAGGUCCUCUGGGCUGUGCCUCCUGCCGCCCGCUUGGCACGGCUCAUGUGUGUGUUCCUGGUAGACAGUGAGCUGUUCCGAGAGUCCCCUAUACAGCAUCUGGUGGCAGCCCUCCUAGCCCAGCUCUGUCAACCUCAAGUCCUGCCAAGCCUCAAUUUGGACUGUCCACUUCCUGGCCUGACAUCUUUUCCUGACCUCUAUGCCAACUUCCUGGAUCAUUUUGAGGCUGUCUCCUUUGGAGACCACCUCUUCGGAGCUCUGGUCCUUUUUCCCCUACAGCGUCGAUUCAGUGUCACCUUGCGCCUUGCCCUAUUUGGGGAACAUGUGGGAGCCUUGCGAUCUUUGAGCCUGCCUCUGAACCAGUUGCCUGUGUCCCUGGAGUGCUACACAGGGCCUCCUGAAGACAACCUGGCCCUCCUUCAACUCUAUUUCCGGGUCCUUGUUACUGGUGCACUCCGUCCACAUUGGUGCCCCGUGCUCUAUGCUGUGGCUGUGGCUCAUGUCAAUAGCUUCAUCUUCUCCCAGGACCCAAAGAGCUCAGAUGAGGUAAAGGUGGCCCGCCAGAGUAUGCUGCAGAAAACUUGUCUGCUGGCAGAUGAGAGUCUCCGGCAGCACCUCCUCCAUUAUAAGCUUCCCAAUUCUACUCUCCCAGAGGGCUUUGAGCUAUAUUCUCAGUUGCCUAGUCUACGCCAAGAGUACCUCCAGAGACUGACCUCAACAGUGCUCCAAAAUGGGGCAUCAGAGACCUAGUGUAGUUGCUACAUUCUCCUAUAUCCAUCUCUCCAACAGAUGGCCUGGCCAGACAGAGGGUAUUAUGUCCUAGGGGUAGGCAGGAGACAAAAGAGCAGAAUUUUUGCUUUCCUGGGAGCUUAUUGUUUGAGAUUUUUUUGGUGCAAAAUGAGCACCCUACCAUUACAUCCUGAUACUUGGAGUUCAGGAUGUGGGUUUUUGAGGGCCUGUGUUGAGAGCGAAGGGUGGCUUUCCUGUUUACUCUCUCUUUGGGAAUAGUUUAAGUAAACCUCUCCUUACCUACUCCCAACCCCUGCCCUAUGCUGAAGUAUAUGAAUACUACGGCUGUACAUUUAAAUAAAAAAUUUAAUAAGAAUUUUUAAAAUCUGGGAA